CUGAGCCCAGGCUCCGGACCCUUCCCCACCGAGACCCACGCCGAUUUUAAGCGACCACGCCUCCCAGCACUCAGCCCAGUCCCUUCUUCUAGGGUUCCUCAGGACUUCUCUGGACCACAGUCCUCUGCCAGACCCCUGCCAGACCCCAGUCCACCAUGACCCAUCCAGGUCACAUCCUCUUCCUGCUUUUGCUCCCAGUGGCUGCAACUCAGACGACCCCAGGAGAGAGAUCAUCAGUCCCUGCCUUUUACCCUGGCACUUCAGGCUCCUGUUCCGGAUGUGGGUCCCUCUCUCUGCCGCUCCUGGCAGGGCUCGUGGCUGCUGAUGCGGUGGCAUCACUGCUCAUCGUGGGGGCGGUGUUCCUGUGCGCACGCCCACGCCGCAGCCCCGCCCAAGAAGACGGCAAAGUCUACAUCAACAUGCCAGGCAGGGGCUGACCGUCCUGCAACUUGGACCUUUGACUUCUGACCCUCUCAUCCUGGAUGGUGUGUGGUGGCACAGGAACCCCCGCCCCAACUUUUGGAUUGUAAUAAAACAGUUGAAACACC
This is a messenger RNA of Nomascus leucogenys (northern white-cheeked gibbon), 548 nucleotides long. RefSeq names its product hematopoietic cell signal transducer (gene HCST). The record is from RefSeq and is a predicted model, not a curated record. Lineage: Eukaryota; Metazoa; Chordata; Mammalia; Primates; Hylobatidae. Gene Ontology annotation, biological process: positive regulation of phosphatidylinositol 3-kinase/protein kinase B signal transduction; regulation of immune response. Gene Ontology annotation, molecular function: phosphatidylinositol 3-kinase binding; signaling receptor binding. Gene Ontology annotation, cellular component: membrane.